Molecule: messenger RNA, 2598 nt
Organism: Penicillium pulvis
Lineage: Eukaryota; Fungi; Ascomycota; Eurotiomycetes; Eurotiales; Aspergillaceae
Product: DNA topoisomerase 1
Exons: 6
Coding region: 1-2598 (865 amino acids)
Biological process (GO): DNA topological change; DNA replication; chromosome segregation
Cellular component (GO): nucleolus; chromosome
Molecular function (GO): DNA binding; DNA topoisomerase type I (single strand cut, ATP-independent) activity
Source: RefSeq, a predicted model, not a curated record
AUGAGCUCCUCGGAGGACGAUAUGCCUCUGGCUCGCGCAAAUGGGCGCGCAAAGGCAAACUCCGCUUCGACCACCCCGAAUACAAACGGUAACGGUGAUCUUGCGCCUGGCAUUUCGGUCCGAUUCGGUGCAGUGCAGGACAAGGACGUCGAGAUGGAGGAUGCGGAUGCGGCGCACAGCGCGGGGAAGCGCAAAUCUCGUGCUAGCAUUGACAAUAAAAAGUCAUAUGUCGAGCCGGAAAGCAGUGAUGAAGAAGACGAGCCCCUGAGCAAACGCCGGCGAACAUCAGUGAAACACGAGGACCCCGAGUCCGAUGACGAUGUUCCUUUGGCUUUGAACGGAAGGAAACUUCCUAAAGCUUCGGAAACCGCCAUCGGAGAGGAGUCCGACUCCGAUGUCCCGAUUGAGAGGAAACUCUCUGCACAGAAGAAGAAGAUUGAACAAAAAGCCACCAAAGAGGCUCGCACGGCCCGCAAGCCGGCUUCGAAAAAGGAAACCAAACCUGCAGCAGCAGCCAAGAAGCAGACUAACGGUGUCAAGAAGGAGUCGGCCGAUGACAAGUCUGCCGUUAAGAAGGUGAAGGCUGAAUCCACCACUCCUAAAAAGGCUAAGGCGGAAAGUGAGGAUGCUGAGGAGAAGGGCGAGGACGAGGAAGGAUACAAGUGGUGGGAGGACCCUACUAAGGGUGACGGUACUAAAAAAUGGACGACAUUGGAGCACAAUGGCGUUGUUUUCCCGCCACCAUAUGAGCCCUUGCCAAAGCACGUCAAGCUCAAGUACGAUGGAGUACCGGUGACACUACACCCGGAUGCUGAGGAAGUUGCCGGGUUCUUUGGUGGUAUGCUCAACUCCACUCACAAUGUCGAAAACCCUGUUUUCCAGAAAAACUUCUUCACGGACUUCAAGGAAAUUCUCAAGAAGACUGGCGGUGCCAAGGAUGCUCAAGGCAAGAAGGUAGACAUCAAGGACUUCACCAAGUGCGAUUUCAAGCCCAUCUUUGAAUACUACGAUGCUCAACGCGAGGAGAAAAAGAGUGCCACCCCCGCCGAGAAGAAGGCGCUAAAGGCCGAGAAAGAUGCGCUAGAAGCCCCUUACCAGUACUGCAUCUGGGAUGGCCGCAAACAGAAAGUCGGCAACUUCCGCGUCGAGCCCCCUUCGCUUUUCCGUGGACGAGGCGAGCAUCCUAAGACUGGUCGCGUGAAGACUCGUGUACAACCAGAACAAAUCACCAUCAACAUUGGCAAGGAUGCCACCGUACCGCCGCCUCCGCCUGGUCACCAGUGGAAGGAGGUGAAGCAUGAUCAAGAAGGAACAUGGCUUGCCAUGUGGCAAGAGAACAUUAACGGCAAUUACAAGUAUGUGAUGCUGGCCGCCAAUUCCGAUGUCAAGGGUCAGAGCGAUUACAAGAAGUUUGAAAAGGCUCGUGAGCUCAAGAAGUAUAUUGAGAAGAUCCGUAAGGAUUACCAGAAGGCCUUGAAGCACGACCUGAUGGUGGAGCGCCAGAAGGCUACAGCCGUCUACCUGAUCGAUCAGUUCGCUCUGCGUGCUGGAAACGAGAAAGGCGAGGAUGAGGCCGAGACUGUCGGAUGUUGCUCACUCAAAUAUGAGAACAUCAGUCUGAAGCCCCCGAACACCGUUGUCUUCGAUUUCUUGGGUAAAGAUAGUAUUCGGUUCUACGACGAAGUCAAGGUUGACCCUCAGGUCUUCAAGAAUCUGAAGAUUUUCAAGAAGGCGCCCAAGAAGAAUGGUGAUGAGGUUUUCGACCGAUUGACUACCUCUGCUCUCAACAAACACUUGCAGAACUACAUGAACGGUCUUACUGCCAAGGUCUUCCGUACUUACAAUGCGUCUUUCACCAUGAGCGAGGUGCUUAAGGAAAUGAAGGCCACCGGUACAAUCCCAGAAAAGAUCAAGGCCUACAACGAUGCCAACCGCAAGGUGGCUAUCCUGUGUAACCAUAAGCGAACGGUCACCGCUGGCCAUGCUAAUCAGAUGGAGAAGAUGGGUGAACGGAUCAAAGGACUUCGCUAUCAGAAAUGGCGGUUGAGACAGCAGAUGCUUGACUUGGAUCCCAGCCUGAAAAAGAAGAAGGGUGCCUCUUUCUUUGAGAUGGACGAGGACCUUACCAUGGAAUGGAUCAAGGAGCACCAGGCCUAUCUACUGGAGGAGCAGACUCAGAAGAUCAAGAAGAAGUUCGAGAAGGACAACGAAAAACGAGUUGCCGACGGUGAGAAAGAGAUGAAGGUCACUGAGCUCAACGAGCGCCUUGAGCCCGUCAAAGACAUGGAAAAGAAGUUUAACAAGGAGAACAAGACUGGCAAGGUUGAAGCUGAAGGAAAAGGUCCAACCGUAGAGAAGAUCGAGGCCGCCAUUGCGAAACUCGAGCAGCGCGUUGAGACAAUGUCCCUCCAGGCUCAGGACAAGGAAGACAACAAGGAGGUGGCUCUUGGGACCUCGAAGAUCAACUACAUCGACCCUCGCCUUACUGUUGUCUUCAGUAAGAAGUUCAAUGUCCCUAUCGAGAAGUUUUUCUCCAAGGCACUGCGUGAGAAGUUUGAGUGGGCUAUCAAGUCUGUUGAGGAGGAUUGGGAGUUCUGA